Molecule: messenger RNA, 1310 nt
Organism: Aureobasidium pullulans EXF-150
Lineage: Eukaryota; Fungi; Ascomycota; Dothideomycetes; Dothideales; Saccotheciaceae
Product: class I glutamine amidotransferase-like protein
Exons: 2
Coding region: 150-1046 (298 amino acids)
Source: RefSeq, a predicted model, not a curated record
UGCACUACAAAAGCCAGGACAGCUGCUACCUCUCUGCCUCUUUCUUUUCUCCCCAUCGGCUCAUCUGAGUCUUAUAACAAUUUUCAAUUCUCUUUCCAACCAACCCCACUACAAUACCGGCACGAUGAGUGCAAUCGCAGAGGACGGUGAUGGCAGCAUGCCCGAGCCCGUCAAGGUCCUUUUCACUCUCCACCAAGGCCUGGACGCCCUCGAUUUCAUCGGUCCUCUAUCACGUGCUCCUUUGUGGCCACCUUCAAUUCAGACGACUGACAGAUCUUCUCACAGAAAGCAAGGCUUUCGAAGUCACCCUGGUCGGCGACUCCGAGUUUGUCACCUCUGCCCAGGGCGUGUCUUUCAAGACCGACAUGACCUUCCGUGAGGCUCACAAGCACCUCUCCAACUACGACGUUGUCAUUGUUCCCGGUGGCGGCACCGACAACGUGCUCAGCAUUCCUUACUUCGGCAAGAACAAGGGCACCGAGCCCAUGGCUCUCAUCAAGUCCUACGCCGAGAUCCAGACCAAGAACCCCAUGAGAGAGAGAACUCUUAUGUCGGUCUGCACUGGCUCCCUUUUCGUUGCGGAGACUGGCAUUCUGUCCGGUCUUUCUUGCACCACUCACCCCGACUACAUGAUCAAGCUUGAAAACUUGAACCAGAGUGUCUCUCACCGCGACAUGUCUGAGCGCUUCGAUGUCAUGGAAGAACGCUAUGUCGUCAACAACCUCCGCUUCGAUAUCAACGAAGAAGAGGACAACCCCUACAUCCGCCGUCGUUCCGACUCACACUCGGGUCGUCGUCCCAGCGGUGCUCGCAAGGGCAGCUUUUCCUUCAAGCAGAGCAACACUCGACGUGAGAGCAACGCUAGACGUGCUCAGCUCAAGCUUGGUGGACUCCGCGUCAUCACCAGCGGUGGCAUUUCGACUGGUCUCGAUGCUGCCUUUUAUCUUGUCAGUGCUCUGGUCAGCCACGAGUCCGCCAAUGAGGUGGCUCGCAAGAUGCAGUAUGAAUGGCACAAGGGUGUCGUUUGCAAGGGUGUUGAUGUCUAAUCUACCCCUCAUGUAUUAACAGAAGACUCGAAUUCGACGUGACUGUCAUCUUCGGUCUGCAGCAGGCAUUGCGGCAGGAAGCGCCUCUGAAACACGACGCUGACCUGCAAGACAAUCGCUAUGAGAUUUGCUUUUGUACUGUUAUGGCUUUUCCCAACCUGGAACAUGGUUGAGAAGAUGGAAGAAACUCCAGAAAACCCUACAUACCUAGCUAGCUAUGCAGCUUGAUCAUGAGAAUGAGAUAUGAACACUUUUACAAACACA